CAGCGCUCUCCCCGGAUCGUCGUGCGGGGCCUGAGCCUCUCGGCUGGCGCAGGCUCUGGUCGCGCCAGCUCGCUCCCGCCGCCAUGUCUGCUACCAUCGAGCGGGAGUUUGAGGAGUUGGAUGCUCAGAAUCGCUGGCAGCAACUGUACUUGGAAAUUCGCAAUGAGUCCCAUGACUAUCCUCAUAGAGUGGCCAAGUUUCCAGAAAACAGAAAUCGAAACAGAUACAGAGAUGUAAGCCCAUAUGAUCACAGUCGUGUUAAACUGCAAAAUGCUGAAAAUGAUUAUAUUAAUGCCAGCUUAGUUGACAUAGAAGAGGCGCAAAGGAGUUACAUCUUAACACAGGGUCCACUUCCUAAUACAUGUUGUCAUUUCUGGCUCAUGGUUUGGCAGCAAAAGACCAAAGCAGUUGUCAUGCUGAACCGAGUUGUGGAGAAAGAAUCGGUUAAAUGUGCACAGUACUGGCCAACAAAAGACGACCGAGAGAUGCUGUAUAAAGAAACAGGAUUCAGUGUGAAGUUCUUGUCAGAAGAUGUGAAGUCAUAUUAUACAGUACAUCUACUGCAAUUAGAAAAUAUCAAUAGUGGUGAAACCAGAACAAUAUCUCACUUUCAUUAUACUACCUGGCCAGAUUUUGGAGUCCCUGAAUCACCAGCUUCAUUUCUCAAUUUCUUAUUUAAAGUGAGAGAAUCUGGUUCCUUGAAUCCUGAACAUGGGCCUGCAGUGAUCCACUGUAGUGCAGGCAUUGGGCGGUCAGGCACCUUUUCUCUAGUAGAUACCUGUCUUAUUCUGAUGGAAAAAGGAGAUGAUAUUAACAUUAAACAGCUGUUACUGAAUAUGAGAAAAUAUCGAAUGGGACUUAUUCAGACACCAGAUCAACUCAGAUUUUCAUAUAUGACUAUAAUAGAAGGAGCAAAAUUUAUAAAGGGAGAUUCAAAUAUACAGAAACGGUGGAAAGAACUUUCUAAGGAAGACUUAUGUCCUGCUUUUGAUCAUUCACCAACCAAAAUAAUGACUGAAAAAUACAAUGGGAACAGGAUAGGCCUAGAAGAAGAAAAACUGGCAGGUGACAGAUAUACAGAACUAUCCUCUAAAAUGCAAGAUACUAUGGAGGAGAACAGCGAGAGUGUUCUACGGAAACGUGUUCGAGAGGACAGAAAAGCUAACACGGCUCAGAAGGUGCAGCAGAUGAAACAGAGGCUAAAUGAGACUGAACGAAAAAGAAAAAGGUGGUUAUAUUGGCAACCUAUUCUCACUAAGAUGGGGUUUGUGUCAGUCAUUUUGGUUGGCGCUUUUGUUGGCUGGACACUGUUUUUUCAGCAAAAUGUUCUAUAAAUAAAAUAUUCAUUCUGCCCAGCAAGCUUCUGCACUAGUAGCUGACGGUGUGGCAUCUAUCACAAGGGUUUGUCUGUUAGCAAACUCCUCAUACCCCAAAACGGUGCAGUAGAAUAGACACCAACCAGAUAAGUGAUAUAUUCAGUCCCCAGCCCAACGUCUCAGGGCGCUGCCCCAGACUGUAAACGGCUAUCUAAAAUAAAGACUUGAAUGCUUGUUAAAAACUGGUACAUUUUGCAACUGUAUUCACACAUGUUAAGCGUAAUAUUUCACCUGACCAGAUUGAGAAAUCCUUGAUCACAAGGAUUUGGUUUUGGAGGCUAUCUGGAUUUUAACCUGCACUUGAUAUAAGCAAUAAAUAUUAUGGUUUUGUCUAAAUUAUUAUUGGAAAGAAAAUGACUUUUAAGUAAUGUGUGUAAUGUAUAAUGUACUAUUGGUAUGGGCAUCAACAUUUUAUAUUCUUAACCAUUUCAGGGUAAAUAUAUUUUAUAAGUACCUAUUUAAUCUUACUUUUGUAGUUAAAAUGUACUUUUUAAAAGCUCAAUUUGCAAAAUCUGUUAACAUAAAAAAUAAAUUGUAUCUUGAUUCAGUUGUACUGGA
Diceros bicornis minor is the source of this 1934-nucleotide messenger RNA. RefSeq names its product protein tyrosine phosphatase non-receptor type 2 (gene PTPN2). Lineage: Eukaryota; Metazoa; Chordata; Mammalia; Perissodactyla; Rhinocerotidae. Gene Ontology annotation, biological process: protein dephosphorylation. Bases 84 to 1334 code for a protein of 416 amino acids. Gene Ontology annotation, molecular function: protein tyrosine phosphatase activity. The record is from RefSeq and is a predicted model, not a curated record. The transcript has 9 exons.